GACACAAGCAUCGUAAGCUUCAUCUGCCUGAACUCAUACAAACAUUGCUUUCCAUUCUACCUGCAAAGUGAGAUUCCACGGCAGAAAAGCCUCCAACGACCAUCCCCCACCUAUUUUACUCCUCUAACAACACCAAAUCACCAGACCUCUGCCAAUCACACCGCCACAUCAUGUCAACACUAGAAGACCUCCUCGGCGACGAUGGACGCCGAGAUGACGAUGAAGAAAAGAAGGACGAUGGCAAAGACAAGAAGAUCGAUGGUGGAGAAGGUGGAGAGGGUGGUAAGAAAGAUGGUGAUGCGGAUAUGAAGGACGCCGCCGAAGCCGAGAAGGAAGAGGAGCUCAUUGACGAGGACAUUCUACGAUCCAACACACGAGACAUCACAUCACGGCGGCGGCUGCUGGAGAAUGACACGCGGAUAAUGAGGAGCGAGUUCCAGCGGUUAACUCAUGAGAAGGCUACGAUGCAGGAGAAGAUCAAGGAUAAUGUGGACAAGAUUGAGAACAACAGACAAUUACCAUAUCUCGUCGGCAACGUUGUUGAGAUCCUCGAUCUAGAUGUCACCGAGGAAGCUGCCGAAGAAGGAGCCAACAUCGACCUGGACGCCACCCGCGUUGGGAAAUCCGCCGUCAUCAAGACCUCCACCCGCCAAACCAUCUUCCUUCCGCUCAUCGGCCUUGUCGACCACGAGCAGUUGAAGCCAGGCGAUCUCAUCGGCGUGAACAAAGACUCCUACCUCGUCCUAGAUACACUCCCUGCCGAGUACGACAGCCGAGUCAAGGCGAUGGAAGUGGAUGAGAAGCCGACGGAAAAGUACACGGAUGUUGGAGGCUUGGACAAGCAGAUUGAGGAGCUAGUGGAAGCUGUCGUGUGGCCGAUGAAGGAAGCGGAGCGGUUCAAGAAGAUAGGCAUCAAGGUUCAACUAGGUGCCCUGAUGUACGGACCCCCCGGAACCGGUAAAACCCUCCUCGCACGAGCCUGCGCCGCCCAAACCGACGCCACCUUCCUCAAGCUCGCCGGCCCGCAACUCGUCCAGAUGUUCAUCGGCGACGGCGCCAAGCUCGUCCGCGACUGCUUCGCGCUCGCCAAGGAGAAAGCCCCCUCAAUCAUCUUCAUCGACGAGCUUGACGCCAUCGGCACCAAGCGCUUCGACUCGGAGAAGUCCGGCGAUCGCGAGGUGCAGCGGACGAUGUUGGAGCUGCUGAAUCAGCUGGACGGGUUCGCGAGCGACGACCGCGUCAAGGUGCUCGCGGCGACGAACCGCGUGGACGUGCUGGAUCCGGCGCUGUUGCGCAGUGGGCGGCUGGAUCGGAAGAUCGAGUUCCCAUUGCCGAACGAGGAGGCGCGGGCGCAGAUCCUGCGGAUCCAUAGCCGGAAGAUGACGGUGGACGAGGCGGUCAAUUGGCCGGAGUUAGCGCGGAGUACGGAUGAGUUUGGGGGCGCGCAGUUGAAGGCGGUGUGCGUGGAGGCGGGGAUGAUCGCGUUGAGGGGUGGGCAGUCGAAGAUCACGCAUGAGCAUUACGUGGACGCCAUUGCGGAGGUGCAGGCAAAGAAGAAGGAUGUUGUUAGCUUCAUCGCGUAGGGUUCGCGCUGGUCUUUGUUCGGUUCAUCGGAGCGUUUGGGAACAAAUCAUAGAAAAAUAGCACCGGCCAUCAGGCGUCCGUCUCAAUAAUGGGCACCAUGAGCGUUUGGUCCUGACAUUACUAUUGCAGCAGGGAACACGUCGAGUGUAUCCCGAAACUACUGCUUCAAAUGCGCCCCCUGGAGCUCCUCCUGGGCAUCCUUGAUCAUAAAAUUAUACCACCACACCGUCGGCAACACCGUCCC
Messenger RNA from Eremomyces bilateralis CBS 781.70, 1828 nucleotides. Its product is annotated as 26S protease regulatory subunit 6A. Gene Ontology annotation, biological process: proteasome-mediated ubiquitin-dependent protein catabolic process. NCBI's taxonomy places the organism in Eukaryota, Fungi, Ascomycota, Dothideomycetes, Eremomycetales, Eremomycetaceae. The record is from RefSeq and is a predicted model, not a curated record. Gene Ontology annotation, molecular function: ATP binding; ATP hydrolysis activity; proteasome-activating activity. The transcript is spliced from 4 exons. Bases 171 to 1583 code for a protein of 470 amino acids. Gene Ontology annotation, cellular component: proteasome regulatory particle, base subcomplex.